AGUCAGUCAGGAGCUGUUCUCGCCUCCUGCUCCUCGUCUCCCGCUCUCCUCUAUACCGAUUACACGCGGCAGCCUCUGUGUUCUCAUCCCAGUCAGUGUUAGGAGAGAAUCCAUCCACAGAUUAUCCAAUGCAAGGAAUGAGAUGCUUAGCGUGCUGGGAGUGACCUUGUUUACUUUCCCGAUUAUUGUUGUCCGUUCGUGUGAAGUCGACUGCAUGCAUCGAGCGGCGGUUUGAGCGGUGUUAUAUUAAUUGUGAUUGAGUAUUCGGGCGUAUUGUGAUGAAAGGAAGCUUUUUUGUCGUUUUUUCUACGAUUAUUGUGGCCUGGUAGACGUGUGUGACAUGAAGUGUUGUAACCAUUAUUGCAAGCAGUGAGGCGGGUUAGCAGAAGGAUUAUUGUUGUUACCGUAUCAAGACAAGCGUCCUGCCGUCACGAUGCUGCUAGUGAGGAUGAACCUCGCGGUGGUUUUUCUCUUCACCUUUUUCGUCUUCUCCAUGCAGGACCCGCAGCUUCGCAGCUUGCUGUCUAGUGAUGCACUCGGCCACAGAAAGGGUGCUUUCUUUAUCUUCACCAGCAACAACUCCAAUAAUAACACGAACAAAGAAACGACUACAGAGGAUGCAGCAGACGGCCAAACGACAACAGAAGAAUCUAGUGAGGUAGAACCUAAGGUAUCAGAUCUUACCAAAACAGAAACAAAUCUUAUAGCAAUCGAAUCGAAGGCAAUGAUGCAGUCGGAUGGGGAAGUCAGUCUUACUACCGUGUUACUGAAGGAUAUCCGUGAUGCUCUCUAUGAGAAAACGGAAGAUCUGGAGCAGGAGUUCAAGGAAAACGUCAAACAUCGGCUGGACUCUCUCAGCCUCGAGGUACAGGAAUCGGUUAGUGCCGUGACCGCUGAUCUGGAAAGGGUUAGGGAAAGCAUGGAGCAGAAAGUUGAGCUAAUGCUGGAAACAUUCUCUACAUUAAAACUGUUGGUGAUUGGGCAAGGACAGCACUUGGAUGAGCUGCAGGAGAGGCUGAAGAGAUAUGAGGAGGAAGUAGAACAAUUAAAACAAACGACGUUGGCGAUGCAACAGUCUUCUUCAAACUACAAAACUCAAGACGACUUCGAUAACCCCUUAAGUUUGGUACGAGGAAAAAGAAACCCUGAAACAGACAACGGAAACACGGAUCUGAACAAGACAGUACGAAACACAACAAUGAAACUGGAGGAAUUGAAGCAACAAGUACAAAACGUCACUGAAGAAGUGUUUGGGGUAAAGGACGAGCUACAAAAUCUCCAAGCCAACGUAACCAUUUUUUCUUUGGCUUCCUCAACACCCACACCAUUAAAAACAUCCAUGACUGUCACCCCGAGCUCAACAUCCUGUCAGUGUUCAACGGAGGUGCUUCAGAACACCAUUGAGAAACUUGAAGCAGCGCAGAGGAAGCAAAAGAACGACUUUGUAGAACUGAAAAGACGCAUUUCAGUGGUCGAGAGCUUCCGGAGUGGCGGGGGGAGUUAUAGUCAGAGGCUAGGGGUGGCUGAGGGCCCCCGAGAAGACUUGGAGGAGGUGAAGACGACCGUGGCAGCCGUGCAAGAUGACCUCAAUAAACUCAAGGAGGGAAUGGAAGGAACUGUGACCUCUAACGGCACUUUCUUUGCCAAUGCCUCAAGGAAAGGCAUCUGUGUGUGGCCGUACAGUCGAGGGGGCGGCAGCUGCUACUUCGUCAACCGGGAGGACCGUCUAGGGUGGGAAGCGGCCCGGGAACACUGCAGGGGUCUUCAAGGGGAUCUCGCCUCGCCCGACAACAUUCAGACCUUCAGGAGCUUUGUCCAUAUACAACGACUCAGUCGAGCCUACACCUACUGGAUGGGCGCGUCUAACACCAAUCCGGAGAGGGUGUGGAAAUGGACUGACGGACGUGGUGUUGGCGGGGACAUCAUAGAGACAGGGAUGGUACAGACAGGUCGCGCCCCGAAGUGUCUGGCCAUCAAGCCUUCCUUCAGGUUCGGGGGCCUAGCGGAGUCUUGCCACGAGAGCAAGUUCUUCAUCUGUCAGCAGGAGCGUUUGUUGUAGUGACUCCUGUAGAAGGCGACGAAGGAGGAAGAGACUCAAGAUGAAGGAAGCGGUAAAGGAGAUGGUGUGAGGAAUAGGGUUGUGCCAAAAGUUUCUCUCUCUCUCUCUCUCUCUCUCUCUCUCUCUCUCUCUCUCUCUCUCUCUCUCUCUCUCUCUCUCUCUCUCUCUCUCUCUGCUUUCUGUAGAACCCAACGAAUAAGAAAAUUUAUUUUUAUUUAUUUAUUUAUUUAUUUAUUUAUUUGUGUGUGUGUGUGUGUGUGUGUGUGUGUGUGUGUGUGUGUGUGUGUGUGUGUGUGUGUGUGUGUGUGUGUGUGUGUGUGUGUGUGUGUGUGUGUGUGUGUGUGUCUGUGUUGCAUCAAGUGAUAAUUUUUUUGUGUAUACUCGUAAUCUACGCAGUCAAAGCCUUACAGGAAACAGUCAGCAAAUGACAGAUUAAAUUGUUGUAUGUGUCAGUGAAGAAAACGUACAGGUAACACCGCAACAAUGGUUGUUAAGUGCUAUUUUUUUUUAAAUAUACAUGGCAACUCACUGCAACUGUCAUCCCCGGGCCUCAACACAUCUUGACACCUAAGUGACAGGUCUCGUUGACUGCCAAAGUGCAUCUUUUUACUAUAGUGAUGAUGCCUUUCACAUUCAGUAACACUGAAUAUUCGAACAUGUUAAUUACAUGUUAACACACGUUAAUUUAUCGCAAAGUAAAGCAAAACACAGCUUAUGUGUAUAGAAUAUUUUCGACCUAGAAUUACUUGAGCUAUCAAAUCCCGAAGUAUGUACUUUUUAACUCGCGGGACACCCUGUAUGUAUAUAUUCUCAUAUUUUCACUUUUGUAUGAUUUUUUUUAACAUUUCAGCUUUGCUUCCUUAUAUACUGUUAGUGUUAGUAAUGACAUGUAAUAUCUACUUGUUAAUAUUCGUACGUUAGUUUUGUGCAAUGCAAUGCAAUGCAAUUAGAAAAGCAUCACGUGUACUCGCAUUACCUUUAUCUCAUUGCUAAUAUUUCUGAGUAAAUCCCAUAAAUU
This is a messenger RNA of Scylla paramamosain (green mud crab), 3077 nucleotides long. RefSeq names its product CD209 antigen-like. The coding region runs from base 434 to 2059 and encodes 541 amino acids. NCBI's taxonomy places the organism in Eukaryota, Metazoa, Arthropoda, Malacostraca, Decapoda, Portunidae. The record is from RefSeq and is a predicted model, not a curated record. The transcript is spliced from 3 exons.